Molecule: messenger RNA, 2749 nt
Organism: Molossus molossus (Pallas's mastiff bat)
Lineage: Eukaryota; Metazoa; Chordata; Mammalia; Chiroptera; Molossidae
Gene: ICOSLG
Product: inducible T cell costimulator ligand
Exons: 7
Coding region: 86-991 (301 amino acids)
Source: RefSeq, a predicted model, not a curated record
CGGCGCGCAGCUGGAGCUGGGCUGCCGUGGCGCGAGGUCUCCAGCGCUCCGAGGUCUCCCGCUCCCCGCGGUCUUCGCUUCCACCAUGAGGCUAAGAAGUGCCGGCCUUCUCCUCCUGCUGCUCAGCGGCCUGCACGCCGUUAUUCAAGAAGAAGUCAGAGCCAUGGUGGGCAGCAACGUCAAGCUCAGCUGCAUUUCCACCGAAGAAAAGACUUUUGAUUUGAAUGAACUGUUUGUUUAUUGGCAAAUUGGUGCGACUGAAAAACCGGAAACUGUGACUUACUACCUGUCCGGGAACAGCUCCGCAGGCCAUGGCAAUAACCACUACAAGGAUCGGGCCCAGCUGUCCCUGGACAGCAUGAAGCAGGGCGACUUCUCUGUCCAUCUGUACAACAUCACCCCCCAAGACGAACAGAAGUUUAACUGCCUGGUGUUUAGUAAAUUAGUGAAGAUCUUGCAUGUUGUGGUGACACUGCAUGUGGCAGCAAACUACAGCAUGCCCGUGGUCAGCACGCCCGACAACGCCCCCGAGGAUGAGGAGCUCACCUUCACCUGCACGUCCACAGACGGCUAUCCCUGGCCAAACGUGUACUGGAUCAACCGGACGGACAACAGCCUGCUGGACAAGGCCCUGCAGAACAGUACGGUCUCCCUCAAUGCGCGGGGCUUGUACGACGUGGUCAGCGUCCUGAGGAUCCGGCGGACCCCCAACGUGAACGUCGGCUGCUGCAUCGAGAACGUGCUUCUGCACCAGAACCUGACUGUCGCCAGCCACACCGGGAUAAUAGAAACAUUCAAAGGUAACGACACCGAGGUGCUACCUGACACCCACCCGGACAGAACCAGGGCCAUGGUGGCCGCGAUCACUUUGCUGCUGACUGUGGUGGUGGCAGCGGCCGCAGGCUGGUGGUGCCGGAGCCGGUGUCCGGGCAAGAACUAUACAGGUGCCCAGGCUUUGAGGCCGGAGCUGGGGUUCACGGACCAUGUCUGACCAGAGCUUGGAUGUGGACAAGGGACAUCAGAUGGCUGCUUGAGGAAUGACUCCAGCAGGCUGGGGACAAAGGGGCGCCGUCAGCCUAGGCCAUUAACGGGGGCUCCAUGGACACGAAGCCUCUCUGGCCUUGGAGGGGACAUGCAGGGGCCCCCGCUGGAAAGACUGCCCUUGACCCCAGGGAGAAGUGCCUUGAGCUGCCCUCCCGAGCUAGGCCCUUUUGGAAGGCGGGCACCCCAUCUUCACUGCCAAACACAGCAGAAAGGACCUCAAGGUGGCUCCUUCCCACCGCCAGCCCCCAGGAGGCCUUGGCGCGCUCUCCUGUCCCAGCCGCACACGGCGGGGCCAGGGCUCGGAGCCUGGCUGGCAGGAGGUGGCGCCCCUGUGGGGAGAAGAGGGAAGGCGCCUCUCUCCUGGGGCGGCCUGAGGGUGCCGGAGGGUGUUUGCGGGGUGCACGUCCCGAAUGCAGGGAAUGGAAAUGGCCAACUCUGAGGCCCGCGGGUUCUCGACGAUUCUCCGGGAAGGAAGCGGCCUCCACUGCUCUGGUGAAAAGCUGGUUCCCCUCCUGUGACAGCACAGUGGCUUCCGUGGAGGGCUGACGCCACGGGCCCAGGCUCCGUCUGCAGCAGGAGAGCUGUGGCUCGGGAGGCGCGAGAACAGGCGUUUCCAGCGGCCGCGGGCUUGGACAUGUGAUCGCCGAUGUCCUUCAGAGCGGGGCCGUGACGGGGACCGAGAGGGCACUCCGCGGUGCGGCAGCCUGUCGGGACGCACAGGAAUUUCCUCGAAAUGUGGGCUGGGCAGCUCCUUGCCGCCCCUGCUGUCGCCAGGGCCUCUGACGGAGACCUUGAUGCAAACACCGGGUUCCUCGGAGCCCACCGGACCCCCCAGGUGACGGCAGGUGGGCGUGGUCCUGGCCCCCCAGCAGUUUCCAUGUUGUUGCCUGGAACGACUCUUGCAGUUUAAUGUUUCCAGAAGGUUCUGCAAAGGAGGCUGCCAGAUAACCCAGGUGUGCACACCCAGGGAAACAGCCUGUGGUUCCGCCCGUGGUCGUUCAGCACUGAUGGGCCCCAGACCCAGACUUGGAGCAGAAGUGAGGACCAGGCUCCGUGGUGAAGCCCAGUCCAACACUCAUCACAAGAAAGCCCUCGUUUGUCUUUGGAGAUAAAAGCCCUCGUGGCUUUUAAAUGAGCAGGACAAGGAACCCAGACUUUUAAGUUGAAAGCAUUAGGAUGCACAUGUCAUCCCUAAAAGAGUGACAGAAAGGUCACUAACUGGUAUUUGGGGCAAAGAAGCACUGGUGUGGUGCCCGUCCUCCACCCCCAGACCCUGAGGGGCCCCGGGGGUGCUCGGCCGGGACCGCGCCCUGCCGGGGGGUGGGGGCAGCCACAGGGAAGCUGAAUCUGGUCCCGAUUCUCCUGCCAGAAGCUGGUUUCCUCCGGAGGGGAGGCAGCAGAGGACGGCUCUCCUGCUUCUGCCCUGUCGCCCCUGCGCCUGGGGGGGCGCCCCUCAGUCCUCUCCCCGCACCGUGCUGACCUGGGGCUCCUGGGUUUGUCAUGUGGCCGCUGGUCCCUGACAACCCUCAGCCACAGCCUGGCAGCCCGCCCUGGGCCUGGGGAGAGUGGACCGGCCUCUGGGACACAGCACACGUCCUGUCCCCUAGGCUUGUGCUCCCAGCCCCCUCUCGUGCUAUGCUGUACAUGGGCCGAACGCCUGUGCUUGACAUCUGUCCCCACAAACCCAAUUUAAGAGAAUAUAAGC